AUGGGUCAGGGUGACGGAGAGAUGGGUCAGGGUGACGGAGAGAUGGGUCAGGGUGACGGAGAGAUGGGUCAGGGUGACGGAGAGAUGGGUCAGGGUGACGGAGAGAUGGGUCAGGGUGACGGAGAGAUGGGUCAGGGUGACGGAGAGAUGGGUCAGGGUGACGGAGAGAUGGGUCAGGGUGACGGAGAGAUGGGUCAGGGUGACGGAGAGAUGGGUCAGGGUGACGGAGAGAUGGGUCAGGGUGACGGAGAGAUGGGUCAGGGUGACGGAGAGAUGGGUCAGGGUGACGGAGAGAUGGGUCAGGUUGACGGAGCUCACCUUAGUGUUUACCACCCUAUGCCCACAGUGGUGCAAGGCUCCCCUCUUGAACCCUUUUUGCAAUCCCCGUUACCUGCUGUGAGCAGUGGGGCGUAUGUGGAGGGAGAGGGGAUGAAGUAG
This is a messenger RNA of Closterium sp. Yama58-4, 438 nucleotides long. NCBI's taxonomy places the organism in Eukaryota, Viridiplantae, Streptophyta, Zygnematophyceae, Desmidiales, Closteriaceae. The record is from the annotation of a GenBank genome assembly.